Zingiber officinale is the source of this 2469-nucleotide messenger RNA. Its product is annotated as sufE-like protein 1, chloroplastic/mitochondrial. Bases 319 to 1458 code for a protein of 379 amino acids. NCBI's taxonomy places the organism in Eukaryota, Viridiplantae, Streptophyta, Magnoliopsida, Zingiberales, Zingiberaceae. The transcript has a single exon. The record is from RefSeq and is a predicted model, not a curated record.
CUCGCGAGAAGGAAACGAAAGAUAGACAGUGUCGGUGGCGAAAUGAGGUGCAGGCCGGCCGCAUUGCCCGGUGAGCGGUGCCGCCGCAAUGAAACGAAUGCAUAAAAAUUAAUACCCUAAACUUUUAAGUUGGGCCCGGUCCAUGAUCAAAUCAGGUUCGGGUACGGUAUCCUCUCAAGAGAACCCAAACCCGUGCGUUGGCUAUCGGGUAUGAAUUUUAGGAUCCGCGAAGGAAGGCCGCAAAAGAGGGCAACGGGAACGCAGUGCUGAUCGGGACACCAUUCUCCCUUUCUUGCUCGAUCGAUCGAUCGAUCGAUCAUGGCGUCUUCCAUCUCCUCUUCCGUUCUCCGCCUUCUUUCAUCUCCUAGGAUCCUCCCAAAUCCCUCCGCUUUCUCCUCCAUUAGCGCCUUCCUUCUCCCCUCGAGAUCGCUCGUCUUCUCCUCCCCCAUCUCCUUCCAACCCCUCCCCAAAUCGCCCCCCUUAGCCGGUCCCCUCCGCGCACAACAGCAGCAGCAGCGGGAGGAAGAUCGAGAAGCCACCGCCUCCGUCGACGUUUCUCUCCUCCCUCCCAAGCUCCGCGACAUCAUCGCCCUUUUCCAGUCCGUCCCCGAGCCCAAGGCCAAGUACCAGCAGCUCCUCCACUACGGCGCCCGGCUGCCGCCUCUCGAUCCGGCCUUCAAGAUCGACGCCUACCGAGUUCGCGGUUGCGUCUCCCAGGUCUGGGUCCGCGCCUUCGCAGACCCCGACGACCCCGCCGCCGUCCGCUUUGAGGCAGAUUCCGACUCCGCCCUCACCAAGGGCCUCGCGGCCCUCCUCGUCUCGGGCCUUUCCGGUUCCCCUGCCUCCGUGAUUGCCCGAGUCCCACCCGACUUUGUUCAACUCCUUGGCCUUCGCCAGAGCCUGACUCCCUCCCGGAACAAUGGAUUCCUCAACAUGUUAAAGCUCAUGCAGCAGAAAGCCCUCCAGCUAUACAUAGAAGACGCCAAGGCAGAGAAAAAUAAGGCCAUAGAAUCUGAGACGAAGGGUACAGGUAAAGUAGAGAAAGAUCCAAUCUUGGAUCAAGAAAAAGCCAAGGAAAUCAGCAGGGAAUCGCUCUCGCCGAGCAAUGGCAGUGCGAGUCCAUCCAUCAGUUCUGUGGCCGAUAAAAAAGAUAGUUCUGAAAUCUAUGGGGACGGGAUUGGUGGGAGAAAAAAGAGGAUUGUGGUGAGAUUGCAACAAGCUCUGUCUCCUAUGGAAUUGGAGGUGAAGGAUGUGUCUUAUCUCCACGCUGGCCAUGCUGGAGUCAGGGGGAGCGCCGAUGGAGAAACUCAUUUCAAUGUCAGGGCGAUCUCGAAGGAGUUCGAAGGGAAGAGCUUGGUGAAGAGACACAGGCUUAUAUAUGAUCUGCUGCAAGAAGAGCUGCAGCAAGGAUUACAUGCGCUCUCCAUCGAUGCCAAAACUCCAUCAGAAGCUCAAUGAAGUUAAGUUUCUCAUUACUUAUUCCUUCUUGUUUUUCCCACUAUCGAAUGAGGGACCAUGAUUUUAGAGCAUCCAUAGAUUUAUGAACAGGCUGAAAGAAAGUUUUUCUCUUCCAAUGUUUAGCUAGUUAAACACAUGAUAUCUUCAGAAUACAAUCAUGUUCGAUUAUGCUUGUGUUUAAUUUCUCUGUUUAUUGUUAGUAAUUUCAGCCUUCUUGUGAUCUAGUUAAUCCUAAUCACAUAAUUUCGUUUUAUUUGAAUGCACUAGAUUUUGUCAACUUUUACGAGUUUCCUUGGAACUGUGAUCAUUGUUGUGGAAUUUCAUGCCACGGCAACAAUUCAAAUUUUGCUAAUCUAUGCUCAUGGUGGCAAAAGGUGAAUACGCUUCGCCCUAGCGCCCCUGUCCCAGGGCCAACACGAAGGAGGUAAUCACGGGUGACUACUAGCCUUUGGAAUAGUGACUAACACAUAAGGGAGAUAUUUACCUCGGCUUUGCCGAGAUUCGAACCUCAGACCUCAUGAUAAUAACACCUCAUGUGCUAACCAUUAAACCCAUCCGAAGGGACCUGCUAAUCUAUGCUCAUGAACUUUCAAUUUCAUGAGUAAAUGUUUUAUUAAGAUAAUUAGAAUUUUUAUUAAACAAUUAUUAUUUUAUUAGUAAUCAUUCAUAUUAAUAAGUAGAAUUAUAGAUGAAUCAUAUGUUAGUAAGUGAAUGAAAGGGAUCCCGAGGGAAAGGAAUCCCGGGGGAAAAUAAAUCUUUCGAACGAAGGAAGAGAAUAGAGAAAGGAAAAGAGAGAGAAGUAGAGAAACAAAUCCUGCGGAAAGCCUACGAAAGGAAGGAAGAGGGAAAGAAAGAAAAAACAAGGAAAAAAAAAGGGGAAAACGGCGAUACCUUCCGUGCCACAAACAGCUCGAGUGUCAUUGCUGGAUUAUGUCAAGUGCCCCAUCUUAAUCAAAACCCCUCCGCCAUCAGCCACAAAGACGAAAGUCGACCACUGCUCGCGGGAAGCGA